Molecule: messenger RNA, 1742 nt
Organism: Corticium candelabrum
Lineage: Eukaryota; Metazoa; Porifera; Homoscleromorpha; Homosclerophorida; Plakinidae
Product: CUB and sushi domain-containing protein 1-like
Exons: 8
Coding region: 23-1537 (504 amino acids)
Biological process (GO): protein monoubiquitination; protein polyubiquitination; protein autoubiquitination
Cellular component (GO): ubiquitin ligase complex; cytosol; nucleus
Molecular function (GO): cyclin binding; ubiquitin conjugating enzyme binding; ubiquitin protein ligase activity
Source: RefSeq, a predicted model, not a curated record
UUUUAUCUAACUGUGAGCAGGCAUGGUGCUCGCGUCUACCCAGCUGCUUGUAGCAACAUUCGUUGUUGUUUGCUGGACAGGGUCUGAUGCAUCCGCUGUGCCACGUUGUCAUUGUCCGUCUCCACCACUGCAUCCCAGUGUCGACGUUUAUCCUGACGUCGAGAAUCUGACAUACAAGCCUGACGACACGUUUCGAUUCCAUUGUUCGAACUGGAGGGUACUAAUGCCGGCACCAGUGCGCAACGUGUCUGUCAGAUGUCAAGAGGAUUGCAAGUGGAGUGUAGACAUCAGCGAAGUGCGAUGCAUUGAGCGGCAAUGUCGUCCAGUGAACGAGUCCGACUUACCACCCAACGUCACCCUUCAUUACAAGUACUUCAACCAGAGCCGAAAAGAGAUUGAGUGUGGCGUUCUUACCAUUUUCGAAUGCCACAAGGGAAUGGAGCGACGCAGCGGUCCGCGUUUCUGGCAGUGUGGCUGUGACGGUAACUGGAGCUCGCAAGAGUUCCCAACAUGCAAAGUCUUGACGUGCGACACAUUGACUCCUCCAGCCAACGCAUAUUGUCACAGUACAGGCGAGAUUAACGACAUUGGGACGUCUGUCGAAUGCGUUUGCAAUCACGGCUUUCGACCCAAACAUGGCGGCGAUAGCUUCACUUUCGUUUGCGAGGUUGCAGACGACGGCAGCAGUGUCAGCUGGGUAGGCGAGCCCGACUGCGUGAAAAUACCGAUUCUUGGUUUCUGCGACGAGCCUGCUAUCCCAGCGUAUGGGAUGAGAAUUUUCUCUAGUUCUGGUCCUCCUUACCCUAUUGGAACAGUGCUGAAGUACGUUUGUGCUACUGGAAGAGUUCUCGUCGGCCACAGAGUCAUCGUUUGCAAUGAUUCCACACAUUGGUCCCCGAAUCCCCCCACAUGUGAAGUUGUUUUGUGCCGGCAACCUGAAGUUGAAGACAAGUUGGUCAUAGUCCUAACUGAAGUGAAGCCCACCUACCUGUUUGGCUCAGAGGUGGCCUAUGCAUGUCCUCGUCACUAUCAUCUCGUAGGCUCUGCUGUGAGACGAUGCAUUGACCUAGACCGAUGGAGUGGCACCCAACCACAGUGUAAAAGUAAUCUUAGCUGUAAAGCAGACGACACUCGGUCCGCAGUUAAACCAGUGUGCAAAGAAUCAUGUCCAGAUCCGGGAAUUCCAAUAAAUGCUACAAGAAACAACAACGGCCCUUUUGUUAGUGGGAGUCACGUCGACUAUGAAUGUUCACCUGGCACACGUCUGGUCGGUUCCUUUCGAAUAACCUGUCAACCCAAAAGUACUUGGACAGAUGAGAUACCUUCGUGUGCUCGUAAGCCAGAUAUCGAAUGUGAACAUCCUCAUGUGAGGGAUCCUCGCGUCAUUCAGAUGACUGAAACGUUCUUCAGCUACGAAUAUCACAAUGACAUCCAAUACACGUGUGCUCCAGGGUACAAACUAGUCGGCAGUAGACGAAGGAAAUGUCUGAAACGAGGGUGGAGUGGAACAGAGCCGAGCUGCAAGAAACGUUCAUAAGUGAGCUUCUCAACAGCAGAGGACCGCUGGCUUAGAAAUUUUAGGAAAUGUACUAUGUUUCUAUGACUACACUUUUUGUUUUACGUAAUCCGUUGGUAUUGAAUAGUUAUCCUAGCUAUUUUUGAGGUAUUCACUGCAGUUUCUAGAAGUAAACUGUAAAUCAUUGUCAUAAAUGGCUACAUAUUAUUUGGGGCGGGCCUUGGCG